AUGCCUUUGGGUUUACAUCCGCGCGUGCUCCUGGGCCACCUGUCCUUACUCUUCCAACGCUCUCCGCCCGAGAAUGAUGGAGCAGACGAACCUCAGCAACCCUCCACACCUUCGAGUUUAGAUCUACAUGCGCUUUUCGCCCGCCUGUCCUCGCUUUUGCCUCAAUCUCGACUCAGCACCGACGAGGAAACCGAGCCUCAUCCCACAACCCCUUUGGGUUCAUGUCCAGUUGCGCUCAUGGAUCUCCUAUCCUCACUCUUCCGCUCUCAGCCUCACACCAUGGAAGAAAUCGAGCUCCCGCAACGCCCAAUGCAUCGUCAUGUUGUCAAAGUACCUGCAAUGCGGGACAGGGAGGUCUUGUUUGUUGCUGAGCCGCGGCCACAGAAUCAUCUACACACUCAGCCUAAUGGUACUAUCACCCCAGGUGGAAGACCUGCGUAUUCACUGCCCGUCAGAAUGUUAGCCCAUCUCGUGCUUUUUCUCUGCUGCGCGUCUCCUCAACACCCUGGUGGCAAUGUACACAUAACACAGCAGCAGCAAGGUCAAUCGCAAGGUCCAGUCCAGACCCAGGCUCCGUCACCACAGACUCAGCCUUCCGUCCCGUUGGCAUCGACGUCCACGGUGCCUACUGCUCCUGAUACUCGCACAACGCUGACACGUGCAGCAACCGCAUAGCUACGGCCGCUUCCAUUGCGGGUUCAUUUUGUGCUUUUUGCUGUGCAUCUCCCCCACAUGCAUAUAGGCAUCAACACUGCAGUAUGAGGACACCCGUCUCAUUUGUUUCGGUAAUCAUCGUUGUGUCAUCGAUCACACCGAGAGUGUUU
Suillus subalutaceus is the source of this 824-nucleotide messenger RNA. RefSeq lists its product as uncharacterized. The transcript has 2 exons. The coding region runs from base 1 to 675 and encodes 224 amino acids. NCBI's taxonomy places the organism in Eukaryota, Fungi, Basidiomycota, Agaricomycetes, Boletales, Suillaceae. The record is from RefSeq and is a predicted model, not a curated record.